This is a messenger RNA of Leishmania mexicana MHOM/GT/2001/U1103, 5031 nucleotides long. RefSeq names its product putative protein kinase. Lineage: Eukaryota; Euglenozoa; Kinetoplastea; Trypanosomatida; Trypanosomatidae. The coding region runs from base 1 to 5031 and encodes 1676 amino acids. Gene Ontology annotation, biological process: peptidyl-serine phosphorylation; peptidyl-threonine phosphorylation. Gene Ontology annotation, molecular function: ATP binding; protein serine/threonine kinase activity. The record is from RefSeq and is a predicted model, not a curated record. The transcript has a single exon.
AUGUCGGACAUGUGUAGCAAUGGAAAUGUCGCCAAUCCGCAGCUCUCGACGCUCCUCACCUCGCCAACGCGGCGCAGCGAGACCUCUUCCGCAUUUGAACGGCUCGGCUCAUCUCAGUCGUCGUUGUUGUCAACGCCAAUGACGCGGCGUCUGCAGGGAUGCAUGACGAACGAGCCCCCCGACUUUCGUGCGCUGCCAGCUUCGCACACCUCACCAUCGUCACUCGCCUUCACCACGGCGGAUCUGGCGAGUGUGGACAGCGACAAGCGAAUGUGGAAUGUGUACAGGCGCCAGGAUGGCUGGGUGAGGUCACCCAACACGAAUUGCCCCGCCCCCCCUUGCCGGCAGCUGCACCCUAGUGGCCAUUACUCGACCCCCGUCACAUCCCUUGCGCCGCCGCCAGCGCCGCAGCAGGGCAAGACCUCUCCACACGAACCCACUCGUCCCGCUUCCGGUCGCACCGCCAGCAGAUCCAUUGCCCGCGAACGCGACGGAAACACACGCUCCAUGCCGCGCUUCUCAUCCGUGUCAAGCAUCGCUACUCCCUUUCGGGACCUCGACCAGCACCCUCCAUCCGAGUCCGCUUUGUUCCCUACCAGCUCGAGCGAGGGCUGCCCUCACAGGUAUCCCGUCUCCCCUGCAAAGCCGCUGUCGCCGAUGAGAAAGGGCAAGUCACCCAUCACCGGCCGCAGUCCAUCGUCCCAUGCACUGGGUGGUGCACGCCGCUUUUCCAGUUCUGUAGAGGGAACGUCAGUGUUCAAGGAGAUGCUGGCUCUCAAUCACGACGCCGUUUGUGCCUCAAGUGAAGCAACCGCGUCGUCGCGGGGAUACGGCCGUCGCCGCUACAGUGCCAACACGAGCCCCCUGCAUGAUAGGGGCCACAUCGGGGAUGCCUUGACAGCGUCGACAGAUCAGCGGAUGUUUCUGCAGAUGAAGAGGCAGUCGCAACUCUGGCUCUCUGACAACACCGGCCGCCGUUUCAGCAAUGCCCCCAUCGGGAGCACAGCCCGCCGGAGCGUGAGGCGCAGCAGCAGCAGUCACACGGUAGAUCAAGGCGGCCAGUCAGCUUCCUCAAUCCCUCCCUCAGCUGUGAUGGGGGUGAUUUCACGUGAGGACUUUGCUCACCGCCUAGGUGGCGAUAGCAUGCAAGGCCUCUCCCCUCUUCCCCAACUACAUCCACAACAGUUGCAGCAACUCCCUGCUUCUUCCUCCGCCCCCCCGUUGCCGCGGACCAGAACUCCCAUGGCGAGUAUCAUGCGCGACCACGCCCCGUGUUCUUCGCUCAGACCGCCGGAGCUGACCCCGGCAGCGAUGGAGCGAUCGCCGGAGCGGCGCGAGAGUGCAGAAACGCUGGUGGACUCCUCCUGCUACACUCCGCCAAUCUUCGUCGAGCAGCAGCGACAGCAGCAGCACCAGCCUCUGUCAACCCCGCUGAUGGACCAACCGACGGAGCACAGCACCGCCAGUGUACCAGAGCGUGGUUCUUUUGGUCACCGCGUCAGCCUCUGCAAUCGGCACCGCAGGUCCGUAGCCAACGACGUCAUCUUCACGGCUGGUAGUAGCAGCGGCAGCUCUGCGCAACCGGCACCCCCGCACCCAAAUGGGGAGUCGUCUAUGUCCUUGACGGUACCCGCACUGUCGCCACCACCACCGUGGACGCCUAGAGAGGCGCUGUACUGGAUGCGAAAUCGCCUCACGCUGCAGGAGCAGGAGGAGAUGCUGGGGUGCGACAUGGUAUAUUACUGCGGGCCCCCCGUGCAACCGCGCACGGCAUGCGGGGCAACAGACCGCGCAACACCUCCGCCGUCAACCCACCACACCUUGGAGGGGACUGCAAGCGUCAGAAGCCUUCCGAAAAACAAGGAGGAGGUAGCAUCUUUCACCGCCCCCUCUUCCUCGUACUUCCCGAUCGCCCUAGGCAUGCACAUAUCCUUCCGCUACGAGGUGAUGGAGGUGCUGGGGAUCGGCACGUUCAGUAUCGUUGUGCGCGCUGUCGACCACGCAGCCUCGCCUCUCUCCCCUGAGCGGUACUGUGCGUUGAAGCUGAUUCGGCGCGAGUUGCUCUACCAGAACGCGGCACAGGCAGAGUGGGCCAUCUGCGAGCAACUGAAGGAGUGCUGCGCAGCGAUGCGCCCGCGCAGUGGAAGCAGCUUUAGGGAGGACGCAAGCGGGGUCACCACCGACUAUCGGUCCAGGGCAUCGGUGCAUCGCAAACCCUCUCCAUCGUUGCCAUCAACGUUGCCUUGGUUGUCCAUGGCGGACCAGCGCACGCUGCUCUUUGGCUCGGUGCUUACCCCACGCAGCCGCUUCGAGUACCACGGCUACCACGUCAUUGUCUUUCCUCUCCUCGGCUUCAGCGUGCGCGAUGUGGUGGAACUGCAGCGCGAGUCGCGAGAAGCGAAGGCUGGUCACGCCCUAAGCGCGUCCUCUUCCCUACUGCCCGCUAGUGCGCCACCCUCGCAGACUGGCGGCCAAGCGGCGGUGACAUUACCGGCCGAGGUAGUCUGCAGCGUUCUCGCGCAGCUCGCGCAUGCCCUUCACUUCAUGCACCACUGCGCGCACAUCCUCCACGGCGACAUCAAGCCGGAGAACAUCGUGUUUGUGGAUCGCGCUGUGUGCGGCAGCAGCAGCAGCAUCAACGGCCAUCUUGCCGAGUCUGGUGGUGCUGCGAGUCAACCACCCCCGCCACGCCCGCCUUCGCAGCAGCAGCUGUUCCAAGCCCCGCUCCCCCACAGUGGUGAUGCUGGUCCCCUCUCCACCCCGCUCAGCACGCAUCCCUUCCAUCGGCCGUUCCUCGGUUUCCCGUCGCCGUCGCUCUCGAGCACACCUGCGCCUCCUCCGCCUCCCGUCACGCACAGCGGCACUGGGCCCCGUCGCUCUCAUGCGACUGAAUACCUGGAGAGGCGCUCCAGCGCGGACGUCGGCUACCGCGAAAGUCCCAACAGCAGCAUGUCAGCGUGCUCCUCGCCUCUGCCGUGUCUGACGGCCCCGCACCCGCCUCCGCGGAACACUGAAAUCGCCGACGGCCCUGACAGAGGCGCCACGAGUAUGACCUGCAGCCGCAGUGUGCAGCACCUCGGCGACGAAGCGGCGAGCAGCUCUCAGCGGCGUCCCUCCGGCGGAGAUCUGCUUGAUCAGUGCAUCACUGAUGGUGCCUCGGUUUCGCUUGCAGGACGCUCACGCUGUAUGACAGGCAGUUGCACUGGUGUUCUCAUCCCCUCACCGCACUCCACGUCAAUUGGCGCAGGAUUUGUGGAGGGGUCGGUGGGGUAUGGGGCGGCGUCCACGACCCCUAGCGAGGCGCCGCACUGCAGUAGCGGGAGCAGCCGAGAGGUAAGUCCUAGCUACACAGCCCGCUCAGGCCACGACAGUAGCGGUGGCGAUGAGGUAACCAGCACCGUCAGACCCUCGGGCCUCACUCGGCUGACUUACGCGCUGCCUCACGCAAUGGCUGCAUCAACAGCUGCAACAACCUCGUCGCGGAUUGCCCUCAUCGACCUUGGCCACGCUCAUCACAUCCUCCCUGGGACCACCGCCACCGCCUUCCCUCUUCAGUCGCCGUCCUACCGCUGCCCUGAGAUGUCUCUGCGCCUGCCGUACACCACCGCCAUCGACAUGUGGUCGGUCGGGUGCGUCCUCUAUGAGCUCCACACGGGUCACGGCCUCUUCCCCGAUGUUUGUGACGACGCGACGAUGCUGCAGUCGGCGGUGCGGGUACUUGGGAUGCCAGACGCAUCCUUUCUCGCUACUGUGAAGGCCUGCUGGAGGAAGUAUAAACAGCACAAAACAGGCACAGUCAGGGCGACCGCCCGCGCGCAGGGCGAUGUGACCUCAUCGGACACCGGUUCACAGAAGGUCCAGCUGCACUUGCGUCAGGCGCACCCGCAAGAGUCACGGCUAGCUGCAGAUGGCGAGGACGGAAAACAAGACGAGGAGACCAUCAUUGUGGAGCGGUGCUGGCGCGAGUUCAUCCAGGUGCUGAAUAAUGCCGCCGGACACCAGCGAGAACACGAGCGACGUCUCAAGUGCCAACAAGAGUCGAGCACACCACCAGUCAUGGAGAACUCCCAGCGAAGCCCGAGGAAAGCAGGCUUAUCUCUCGCAAACGGCAGCGGGUGCACGACUAUGUGGGAGACGGCGGAGCAACUGGCGCUGUUGAAGGUAAUGUUUCCCGCUGGACAAGCUCACGAGUCCGAUCAGUGUUUCUCUUUGCCAAGCAAGUGUGACUGGGAUCGGUAUGCGUGGGUGGAUUUCUUGCUGGGUUGCCUCUACUGGGACGCUGGGGAGCGACUUACAGCGGCGGAGGCGCAGGCCCACCCGUAUCUCGCAUCCAACUUCUCUCCUGAAGUGAUAGCCGCAACGGCUGUGACCGCCAACAACACUGCUGCGUCGUCGGGGAUGGACAGAAAGGACGCAGUAGACGAUGCAACGAUGAGCGCCUCCGGUGUCUCUGCCGCCUCUAGUCCUGCCGUUCCGGGAAGGGUAGUGCCCCUCACCAUACACCCCACGCACUGCUCAGGACUCCACUACCUCCGGCGCCACCCCUUGACGGCUCGCCUCUUCGAGUCAGCGGCAGAGGCGGCUAGUCAGCCCAGCAGCCCGCAUGGCAGCCACUCCAACACCAGGGACGACGCAGCACCGCUCUUGACACCGCUCCUGAUGAGCCCUUCCGCCAUUGUGUUGUUCGAGCUCCCCUCUAGCCACCGUACGGCACCGUCAGCGCGCAUGUGGGAAGAGCAUCAGCGGCAUCUGUCUCUGUGCUACAACUCGGCUCUGGGCGUUCACUCCAUGUUCCAGAACCCGGCCGAGCGAGUGGCUCUGUCACCGUACCGCAACAGCAACCACCGCCGCAACCUCUUCGAUGGCACGGAGAGCUACCCCUUCCGGGUCACCUUCUCCGGAAGUGACCAAGGGACGGAGAGCUCCGUCGUCGUCUCCGCCGAGUCGUCCGGGCGCGACAACCUCGCCGGCACGCAAAAGUCACGCAACGACGAUCAGACGUCAGCAGUGACGGUGCUGCCCCUCAACUGA